AUACCUACUACCUACAUACCUAAGUCUACCCGUGGACGACUUACGUAGGUAACUAUACUCUGUACGCCACUAUGAGAUCCUUCAGCUGUUCUCUCGCGCAUCUACCGCAUAAUUCGCUGUGAUAACUUUGGUUCAAGAUUGAGUUCGCUAGAAGGACGGGCUGUGCAGUAGAACGAACGACUUCGUUCUACACCAUGUCAAACAUCACUUCCAGACAUUCGCGUGGCAUCUCCUCUGCCAGUAACUCGAGUCUCAUGCAAGACGUCCCUGGCGCAUUCCCCACCCUUCAACGCGACCACGACGAUGAACAAAACCACAUUGACGGGGACGGCAUUGACGACAAUAAUGAGCUGACCUUCACGAGUCUCUCACAAGCAGUCUACGAGCGAAGGACGGAGUAUGUUCGGCCAAAACACGUCCGGAUCAAGGUUGGGACUUGGAAUGUCGCGGCCUUCAAGGGCACUGAGAAGGACGUCGGGGGCUGGUUCGUGGGAGGAAAAGGCAUAGCAGAUGCUUUGACAGGCGCCACGGAUGUUCAAGAGAGAACAGAAGUCGUGGAAGACGCGACUGAACAGGAGAGCAGAUACAAGCGGAAGAAGGAAACUCUACCACGGGGAGAUGAAUCAGUUCUCCCCCAUGAUGAGGAUGUCGGACUCUAUGUUCUGGGUCUGCAGGAAGUCGUCGAUAUUACUGCUGUUGGCGAGGCUUUGAGACCUUACACCGAUCCUGCGGCUGCAAACAAAUGGAAAGAGUCGAUGCUCGAGGCUUUGCCACGAGGAUACCAGCUGGUUGCAGAACAGCAGCUUCUUGGGCUCUUGCUACUCAUUUAUGCUUCGCCAGAUGUAGCAAGGGAUAUCAAAGCUGUCAGUACCACAAGUGUGGGCACUGGGGUCUUUGGUUACAUGGGCAAUAAAGGAGCCGUGACUGCUCGCCUCGUGCUGGGAGACACCACGAGACUCGUCUUUGUCAAUAGUCAUCUUGCAGCUGGCACAGAUAAAGCAGCUCUCGAUCGAAGGAUAUGGGAUACUCAGCAGAUUGUGCAGAGGACCAAGUUCGAGCCGAUUCAGGAUGCUAUGGACCUACACCAGACGUCAGGCGAGAUGAUCGGAGACGAAGACUUUGCCUUUUGGUGUGGUGAUCUGAACUUCAGAAUGGAAGGAAUACCAGGAGACGAUGUACGAAGGCUCCUCAUGCUGCAUACGAGGAACCAGUAUGAUCUUAGUCAGCCGGCUGCGAAGACAAUCGAGGACGAAGUCAAGGAAGCAACAGCAUCAGUCAAUGAUGGGCUCAAGCUGGAUGACCAACGAUCGAGCAGCGACAAUCCCCGUCAAGGCACGCUGGUCGACGAAGUUCAAGCAAAAGAUGAUCCGACUUCACUACAGACCACUCUCGAUUCCCUUCUUCCACACGAUGAACUACGGCAGCAGAUGAGCAAGCGAAAAGUUUUCCACGAUGGUUGGAAAGAGGGACCCAUCAGUUUCUUGCCGACCUACAAGUAUGAUGCAGGGAGUGUGGGUGUCUUUGACAGUUCCGAAAAGAAACGAGCGCCAUCCUGGUGCGAUCGCAUCUUGUUCCGCACUCGCAAGGAUAAGCUGGCGUACGAAGCCAAAAUACGCGAAGAAGAGGCUGCUCGAAAGAAGGACGAAGAGAUGAGGGCAAGUGGGGUCGACCAGGCCGCUUCAGAGGAGGACGUGCUGUAUGACUACGAUCCUGAGACCGAUGGAGGCAACGCUGUAGACUACGACGAGUACGACGAGUACGAUGACGCCGUGGGAGCGCGCGACGAAGCCAUAGUUGUGACGCGUGAAGGUUUUGAGGACGAGCUGACAUUGGAGUACUACACAGCUCAUCAACGAGUGCUAUCUUCUGAUCACAAGCCUCUGGACGCGAGCUUCAUGCUAAAAUAUGAUGCCGUUGUGCCGGAGUUAAAGGCUCGGAUUCAUGCCGAAUGCGCUAAAGAAUUGGACAAAGCCGAGAACGAAGGACGUCCUAAUGUGACUGUUGUUGUGGAUAAGCAGACGCACACUUCAGCUGCAGCGUCGAACGAAAAUUUGCCUGGUGGUCGAACCGACGAAGGGGUGUGGUUUGGGGAUGUGAGGUAUAUGGAGGCCAAACAUCGCUCAUUGACCAUCGCCAACACCAGCCGUGUCCCUGCUAAUUUCAGCUUCAUCGAGCGACCUGUGGAGCCCGACGAACAUAGUGGCAUUGCACCCAGAUGGCUUUCAAUCCAAAUCGAAGGCAUACAGGUACCAAACACAUCUUCUUCGUCGCCGAACAUCACACUCAAACCGGGAGAGGCGGCCGUGGUGGAGCUAGAGCUCAAGAUUAGUGACAUGAAAGAUGUGCGCCAUCACAACGAGAAGGGAAAGCCUGACGUCGAUGACAUUCUUGUCCUGCGCAUUGAGAAUGGACGCGAUCACUUUAUACCCAUUCGUGGACAUUGGCUGGAGAGUAGCCUGACAAGAACAAUACACACCCUCGUACGAAUUCCAGAGGGUGGUAUUCGCAGACUUCAAGGCCAGACCCCGAGUCAUAAGAGCGGGAAAGAGAAUGCAAAAAGUGCAGUGAAUGCGGUGCAAGCUGCGGACGCUUUUGCUGCUGGGUCAAGUGAGGGCGCUGAUCCGAGCCGAAGGCAGUCUCGUGAGAGUGCGAAGAGUGCAAAGAGUACCGAGAAUCAGCUUCCCGUACGUUUUUCUGCUCCUCGCGAGCUGUUCAGGCUGACGGAAGCGAUAGAGGAGCUGAGCACGAGAGUGGUGGCCGAGUGGGAGAUGAUUCACGAUGUCCCGCCCGCCACACCCACCACGAGCACAUCCCCCACACCACGUACUAGCACGUCUUCAGCCAAGACAAGUCUCGAAAGUGUUAGCAUCGUCGCACCACCUACAGCUCCGUGGGCCACAUACCCAGCUUGGCCGUUCGAUGUAGAAGGCUGGACGCAACGGAACACGGCUGAUGGGGACGCUGCGCUCAGUGAGGCCUGCAACGCACUCGACUGUGAUCUGCCACUCGAGGCUUCUCUCCCAGACACCAUGCCCAGGGCUGAACGUUUGUACGUUCUGAGCAACCUCCUCUUGAUCUUCCUGCACAGUAUGCCCGAUGGCAUUGUUACAUCAGACCUUUGGACUCUCGUCAAUGCAUAUCUUGAUGGCAUCGAAAAGUCCAAAGGGAAACGCCAUAACGAUGACCAACGCAGUGCCAUUCAAGAAAUCAUCUCGACCAGUCCAAGCCAUAGCAUCAGCUUCAUUCUGAUCACGAGCAUGCUUGAACGACUAGUGCAGGAAGUCUCGGGCAGUAAGCGUCUCUUGUUUGACGAAGCAGCGAGUACUGCUACUCCACUGAGUCCAACUAAGAAGGCCUUUGGUGGGCUGAAGAAAAUGGCAACAUGGAAAGGAAAGCCGUCCCCAGUGCUUGCGGGUAGUGAUAGCGGCAGGCUGCAUGCGCGAGCAUUGGCAAAUGUCUUCGCGCCUGCGGUGAUCAGGCUACCGGAAGGGAAUGAGAAAGGCAGAGGAGUGGUCGAGAAGAGAAGAGUUGAAGUUCUGGAGCUGUUUCUCACGAGAUAUGAGCCGGGAUGACCUGUUAGUUGCAUGAGACAGUACGGUAGUGACUGGAGUAGAAACCUGAUACGAAUACGAAAGGAUGAUUUCAACCAGAC
This is a messenger RNA of Sphaerulina musiva SO2202, 3652 nucleotides long. RefSeq names its product DNase I-like protein. NCBI's taxonomy places the organism in Eukaryota, Fungi, Ascomycota, Dothideomycetes, Mycosphaerellales, Mycosphaerellaceae. The transcript has a single exon. Bases 195 to 3572 code for a protein of 1125 amino acids. Gene Ontology annotation, molecular function: phosphatidylinositol-4,5-bisphosphate 5-phosphatase activity. Gene Ontology annotation, biological process: phosphatidylinositol dephosphorylation. The record is from RefSeq and is a predicted model, not a curated record.